Messenger RNA from Triticum aestivum (bread wheat), 1247 nucleotides. RefSeq lists its product as uncharacterized. The record is from RefSeq and is a predicted model, not a curated record. Gene Ontology annotation, biological process: RNA processing. NCBI's taxonomy places the organism in Eukaryota, Viridiplantae, Streptophyta, Magnoliopsida, Poales, Poaceae.
UGCGCCAGGAUUGGAAACUUUUCUACAUGGGGAAGAAGCCGGGCAAUGCUGGCCCUUCCUCGGCAUCCAGGCCCAUGAACCAGGCCAUGUCGCUCCGCGAGGAGACCUCCGGGAAGGCGCAGGCCGACGUGCCAUCCCUGCUGAGGGUCCAGCACCUGCAGCGGCUGGCGGCAUGGGUGAGUGGGGAGGCAGGAGUUGGCUCGAUCGGGGCGCUGCUGGGCCACCGCCUCGCCACGAACGCCGAGGCGUCCGGGAUUCCCAUUGAAGCCUCCACCUUCCUUUGCCAGAGGUGUGAAUCAAUCUUACAGCCAGGUUUCAACUGUACAAUCCGCAUAAAGAACAACAAAAAGAAAUCAAAGCGGCGCAAGAAGUCAAAUCCUGGCCAAAACAGUGUUGUCUAUGCAUGUCAUUUCUGUGGAGACCAAAACCUGAUACGGGGCAGUGGAAAGGGUAUCGUGAAGGGCCUGUUAGCAUCAAGAAAGCCUGUUAGCACAAUGUUGAAAGGAGAAAAUAUGAACGUGCCAACAGUAACUACUAAAACUGGUAAACAAGGUAAUGGGCCAAAAUCUAAUCUUCCUGAAGAUUAUAAAAUGGAGAAAGGGGCAGUUUUCUCAAUGGUGGAUUGUGGUCAGUUAGCGGCUGCACACGAAGACAUCCUGCAGAAAAUCGAAGUAGAAAGCCCACAUGAUAAAUGUGUGAGUGGAAUUGAGCCUGCGGCUUCUAAAAAUACUACAACAUGUGAACCCGAUGUCACUUCUCAAGCAGAAUUUCUAGCUGGGUCAAACUUUGUUACUCCUCGGAAGAGCAAACUGGCGGAAGUGACUGUGCCUAUAGGUUCAGCAGAACCAUCGAAGACUAGAAGUACACUGAACAAUAAAGCGAAGAAUUGUGGUUCAGUUGCUGGCAAGACCCCUGGAAGUUAUAGCAAGUCAGCAUCGAAUAAAAAGUCUGCACCAGGUGAUUCUACUCAGCCAGCUGGCAGUUCGAGGAAGCGGGCAAGAAAAGGGUGGACUACACUGAAGCAGAUUGCUGAGAAGGACGAACUUGAGAGAAAAGAGAAGAUGGAUAACUUUGUAAUCCCGUUCUUCAUGCAGUAAAAUAUCUUUUACAGUUGGCACCUGUUGUAAACGUUCGGCUGGAAGAACUGUCACAUUUUUAGUGGUAUAUUUUAGUUUUGUACUUCUGCACCAAUCAUGUCGUCAGUAGUAUGAUAGAAAUAUAAAGUUACCAAGAAAUUCAAAAUUUAA